UAAGGAAUGUACUUUGCAACUGUAUACUAUGUACAUACUAUGAACGUACGGUAUAUCUCGUAUCUACUGCGUAUAUACACAGCACUUGGUGUGCUAUGUGGGUACAGUCACAAAUGCGCAGGGAGUAUAAUUAGACCGAAAUACGUGCUUACUACAGCGAGGUGUAUUAAACACGACGUCCCGAGCAACCUUCAGGUUUUUGUUGGCUCAAUCCAUCUACACUAUGGAGGUGCCAUCUUCCGAGCCGUACAGUUGAUCACCCACCAGUACUUCGACAACUCCACAUUAGCGGACAACGUUGGCUUGAUCAAGACCGUGGGGAGUAUGCUGACCGCCCCCAAAACACGCGUUGUUCCGCUACCGAAUGAUUUCACCUACCCCGGGGAACCGUGCAUAUUCUACUCAUGGAAUAUGAGUAAUGGAUCACCUCCUUUUUCCGCAACUCUACGCUACGUUAAUAAAAGUGUAAUGUCACUUGCAGACUGUCAAAGCCGUUGGUCGGUUAACAUUGUGACGAUUCAGAACCUCUGCACUGAUUACGCCGCUGGAGGGUGCACCUUGGGCGAAGGGGCGCCAUUGGUAAAAAACGGUAGUCUAGUUGGUAUGUUCUCUCUUGGAGGUACGUGCGUUGGUGGCAAACCGGAUGUUUAUGUGGAUAUCAAAAGUUAUGUAAUUUGGAUUAAUUCAGUUGCCACGGAUUAAAUGUUCGAUUUAUCUAGUAACUAGUUUUACUCGUGGUAUUGGGCAAUUAACUUCAACUUUCCCAAUAAAAAUACAACGUACCACA
Photinus pyralis (common eastern firefly) is the source of this 787-nucleotide messenger RNA. Its product is annotated as chymotrypsin-2-like. Bases 7 to 702 code for a protein of 231 amino acids. NCBI's taxonomy places the organism in Eukaryota, Metazoa, Arthropoda, Insecta, Coleoptera, Lampyridae. Gene Ontology annotation, biological process: proteolysis. Gene Ontology annotation, molecular function: serine-type endopeptidase activity. The transcript has 2 exons. The record is from RefSeq and is a predicted model, not a curated record.